Paramuricea clavata is the source of this 2547-nucleotide messenger RNA. The record is from the annotation of a GenBank genome assembly. Lineage: Eukaryota; Metazoa; Cnidaria; Anthozoa; Malacalcyonacea; Plexauridae.
AUGUUGUUCCCGUCCACGAAAAAAGACAACAAAGAGCACGUAGAAAACUAUCGACCAAUUUCGCUUCUUUCGCUUAUCUCGAAAGCAUUGGAAAGAUGCGUGUUCAAUAAGAUCAAAGACCACGUUUUCGAGCUCAUUGAAGUCUUCGAGUAUAUUGGUCGUGAGUCGGAUCUUGGGAAACAAGUUGAAGUGAUCUACUUGGAUAUGUCCAAGGCGUUUGAUCGAAUAAGUCACAUGCAACUGUUGAAACGACUUCGUGAUUUUGGAUUCGGUGGCAAUACUCUUAACUGGUUUAGAUUUUACCUCAAGGAACGUCGCCAGCAGACUACAGUACUUGGUGCAACAUCAUCAGCACUACCAGUAACCUCCGGAGUUCCCCAAGGCUCAAUCCUUGGACCGCUACUGUUCUUAUUAUAUCAGAAUAAUCUCCCCAACUCCAUCAACCACUCGAAGAUCGCGACGUUUGCUGACGACACAAAGAUUUACAAGGUGAUAAACGCUAAGGCUGAUGCAUCCGCUAUGGAGAAUGAUCUUGCGAAUUUCCAAACCUCCUCUGCCAAUGCUAAUCUUCCCCUCAACACAGAUAUAUGUAAGACACUUCGAAUUACUAGAAAACGCAACAAAAUCGACCAUAGUUACAAGUUGCAAGAUUCCGCUCUGAAAACCACAGAUUACGAACUUGACCUUGGCGUCUGGACCUCCUCCACCCUCACAUGGUCGAUACAAGUCCUCCACCAAUGCGCCCAAGCCAACAAAUCCCUCGGGUAUAUUCCACGGUCCACGAUCAAAAUCAAGACUAUCUCUGUUUGUCGGACUCUAUAUCGUACCCUCGUUCGUUCCCACCUCGCAUACGCGUCCCAAGUUUGGGCUCCACAAACUGUUGACCUCAUUAAGCGUACAGAACGCGUCCAACUACGUGCGUCGAAGUACAUAUUGAACCCACCGUUCUUCUGUGACAUCAACUAUAACCAUCGUAUCUCAACGUUAAAUCUACUACCUCUGUGUUACUGGCACGAGUACCUAGACAUAUUGUUCCUUUUCAAAUCACACCAUGACAUUAUUAACCUAAGCAGCGACAUACUACCACACCCUACCCACACCGUACCCGAUCUACAAACCCUAACCCACACCGUACCCGAUCUACACACCCUAACCGAUCUAACACCCACACCGUACCCGAUCUACAAACCCUAACUGCCUACAAUUUCAGACUUCAGCAUGCAAAACAUCUACCUAUCAAAAAUCAUAUCUAAUAAGGACUACUAGAGUCUGGAACACACUGCCAAUGGAUUAAACUAUUAAUAGCAUGGCAACUUUAAAGGACUUUAAAAACAAGAUAUUAAUCUAUUAUAAAACAGCACUAGAUAAAUGUUAUGACGUUGACGAUCCACGAACAUGGAAAUCGGUUUGCUUAAAAUGCAACCAAGCUCGCGACCUGACAAGGCCGAUAACGUGUUGUUUUUAGAUUUAGUUUUGAGAAGCACCUUUUCACAUUGGUAUCUAUGGGGCCUAUUCAGGGUUUUGCUGAAGGUUUAGGAUUGUGAGGGUUUCAAACGUCUUCUGACUCAGUCAGCUUCCAAAAAUGGAAAUGGUUCUGCGGGUCGCAAUGUGAAAAGUUGCAUCUGAUAAUUCGUUAGUAAUUGAUUCUUUCUAUGUACGUAUAUAGUGUAUUUGUUUAACAUUUAGGGAUCGCAGUAAUUGGCGCAAGCUGUUGCGAUUGCCCUGCCAGUUUUUUGUGUUAACGUUGUUUAAAUCUGGCAAAGUUAAUAAAUAAAUAAAUAAAUAAAUAGUUGUCACGUGAUUAAAUUUGUAAACAAAUCAUGAAAUGCGGACAAUGAGCAAUUAAACAUUGUUGCCACAAAACGUUGUGCUUGGGGCACUUGUAGGAAUGAUUCUAUAGAUACCCACAUUUAUUAAUUUAACAAAGAAUGAAAAAGGAGAUGAAGUCCGCUUUUAUCGUUUUCCUGCUCCUAAAAGAUGGAAAGUAUCAGCAGAAAAGAGAAAACGGUGGAUUGAAGCAUGUCAUCGGGGCGAUUCCUUUGUAUGCGGAAAAGACAGCUAUAUUUGCAAUCUACACUUCACUGAUCAGAAUGGACCUACACCAGAAAAUCCUGAUCCACAAUCAGCUACAGCAAGUAGAGCGGAAAAGGUAGGUAAUGAUUUUUUUCUCGCAUCUUUUUGUAAACAUUCACUCAACUACAUUUGUUCUACGUGUUAAUAGGUAAAGCGAUUGAAUCGGAAACGUAAAGCUUCAUGAACGUAGAUACUACAAAAAUUAAAAGUCGAAGACACGCAAAAGGUGCAGUGGAAGCGCUGUUAGACCUUCAUAAGUCGUUUAUGAAAUCAAAAUCUUUGGCAGAUGAGGAAAAGAUGGCUAUUGAAGGUCCCGUGAAUCUUAGGCUGACCAGUGAAUCUCCAGUGCCAAAAGCCAAUACAACAGAUACAAAAUCUAUUGCUAGUAUACAGACUCCCAGUUUAGAAGUUUGUGAAGUUGACAAUCUGUCUGCUGACAAAGCCAAACAAAAUAAACAAGAUGUUUGUGUACAG